Molecule: messenger RNA, 561 nt
Organism: Rotaria sp. Silwood1
Lineage: Eukaryota; Metazoa; Rotifera; Eurotatoria; Philodinida; Philodinidae
Source: the annotation of a GenBank genome assembly
AUGACAUGGGCUAUAAAAACUAAAAUUAGUCGAAUGGAACGCGAUGACUUUUCUCAAAACACUCUAUGGGAUAAAAUUGUAUUUAGUAAAAUUCGUCAUUUAUUUGGUAAUCGAGUUCAACUUGUUAUAUCAUCAAGUGCACCUCUUUCGGCUGAAGUAGCCAACUUUAGUCGAUCAGUAUUUUCAUGUCAAUUCGUUGAAGGAUAUGGUCAAACGGAAUGCAUAGCUGGAUGUUGGCAAAUUUCGGAUGAUAUCCGUUCGGGCGAAACAGGUAUUCCAACACCAGUUAAUCAUAUUAAAUUCAUCGAUGUGCCAGAAAAAGAUUAUUAUGCAAAGGAUCGUGUCGGUGAGAUAUGCAUUCGUAGUCAAGCCGUAUUUAAAGGCUAUUUGUAUGAUGAAGUGAAAACACACGAAACUAUUGAUAAUGAAGGUUGGUUACAUACAGGUGAUAUAGGCCAAUGGACAAAGAAUGGAACCAUGAAAAUAAUUGAUCGAAAAAAUUCUGUAUUUAAAGUGAGUGAUUGCCUUUAUCAAAUAUGGCGAAGAAACACGUUUUUUUAA